Cercospora beticola is the source of this 1298-nucleotide messenger RNA. RefSeq lists its product as uncharacterized. The record is from RefSeq and is a predicted model, not a curated record. Lineage: Eukaryota; Fungi; Ascomycota; Dothideomycetes; Mycosphaerellales; Mycosphaerellaceae.
GCUCUCCCACCACUAGUACCGAAUCGAACUUAUCAUAGCAACAACUUGUUCCUUACCUCGCAAGGCAGCAUCACACAUAUACGAACAUGGCCGACGACUCUCCAGCUGGUUCCGACUACAAAGGAUCUCCUAGUGCCUCUGUCGAACCCUCCAUCAAGCACUCCUCUCAACUUCGGCCAAAGGAAGAGCGCAUGAGACUCUUCAAAGAGCGUCUCAAUGGCUCAUCUCGCAAGUCGACAGCAUCAGCCGAGGACAGCGCAAGGAAUGCUCCAGGCGAACUCCUCUGGGGCAAGCUCCUGGCGGCUACUGCCCGCAAAGAAGCAGGUUCCGAACUUUCCCCACUCGAAAAUCGUCUCGUUGGCAUGAUGCAGCGUUUCGUGCCUGAUGAAGAAGUUCUUGAAUAUGGAAGAAUGUUCGCCGAGAGCGUGAAAUCUAAUUCAGCGUCUGGUGUACAUCCACAGGCCGUGGAGCAGUUCGAUCUGCAGAGAGAAUAUACUGAUAACGAUUUCCAUCAAGAUAUCGGCGCCAUAGCCGAUGAAUUCGCAGCCAGCGGUGGAGUUCAGAUCAUCGACGGAACCUCGCCAACCUUUGAAGCAGAUUGCGAGGCACUCGGUGAGAGGGAAGGAGACAUCAACCAAGGUACAGGACCAUCUGUAAUUGCAUUCGUGGGACCGAACGACAGGAUCAAAGAAAGCGAUCCAGCUCCCGCUGCUCCCGCUGCAGAUAUCCAGAACUCCAAUCGGAUCUGGAUCAGACUACAUCUGACCAAAUUCGUCUGCCAGAGACGAUCGGGAGAAGUAGGCAAGGAUGAGUUGUACUUCACCACAGCCGUCGGCACGGACCUCUCCGAGAAACAGAGUAAGACAACCAAAGAAUACGGCUCCAUCAAGCAAGGUACCGAGAGAUGGUUCGAUAACGAGAAUAUGUUUCAAGGAUAUGCAGACCAGUGGGUGGCCAUUGAAUGCCAAGCCUGGGAAGCCGACAAUUCGAAUGAUCAAUGGUACAACGACUUGAUGAAUACGAUGAGGGACAUCGGAUACGAACUUAUGCAGUCAUCGGUGGGUGCCCGAAAUGGUGGCUUCUCGAGCAAUAAGUACGCCGCCAUGGUCGGCGCGGUGACUGUCCUCGUCAGUUAUCUGAUGGAGGUGUUUCGGAAUAAAGAUGACUUCGUAGCCAAGAAGGAGCUUGUCAUUAGUAGGGAAUUCCUGAAUGAGAGAAUGGGCACGAAUUAUGCUGCUUUUAUUCUCGAGGGAGGUGGUGGUGGCGUGCACAAAGUCCACUGGGGAAUUGGCAGAUGA